Messenger RNA from Parasteatoda tepidariorum (common house spider), 4077 nucleotides. The record is from RefSeq and is a predicted model, not a curated record. NCBI's taxonomy places the organism in Eukaryota, Metazoa, Arthropoda, Arachnida, Araneae, Theridiidae.
CAAUCAGAAUUACGAUUGGGUUUCAACAUCGCCCAGCUUGGCGAUCAACCGCGAUCACAACUUGGCGAGAAUCAAGGGGCACCCUGAAAUAUAGUCUACCCAUAUUUCUGCAUCUAUAUAAUUUGAAAAACAACAGUGAAGAGUCAUCCAAAUUGCUUGAAAUAGUCUCAUUUGUGUUUAUUACUAAUAAAUUUUUAUCGUUUUCUUGGUAAGUAUUUUUUUAAAUUUUGAAUGAAAACUUAUACACAGAUUAAAAUAUUUUAAUCCUGAAUCUCUGACAAGUUUGGCUAAUCAUGAGACUCAAUGUUAAAAUAUUUUUUAUCACUUUAACUCUUUUAUGUUUUCAAUAUUAUUAUAAAUGAACCCAUGAAAAAUUUUUCCUAAACUUAAUUACAUGUCUGGUAAUUCUUAUGAUUUUACUUAUUUUUUUAAUGAAACCAAUCUAAACCGCUGAAAAUAAUUUUUAAUUAAAAAACUUAUACCACAAUAUUUUCUUUCGUUAUGUUUCAAACUCCCAUCUUAUUUAAAACUUACAAAAAAGGGGAAUUACUUCGUGUCUUAAGGAUAAUUACAUGGUCGAGAAACUAAAGAAAUUUAAAUUAUUUGGUCUGCUUCGUCUCUAAACGCGCUUAUUGCUCUUCAUUAAUUACAUUUGGAUGCAACACUUUCGAAACGCAACAACAAAAAAAAUUCGUUUCUUUAAGAUAAACCGAAAAGUAAUGUGAACUGUUCUCUUUAGAGUGCAAGGUGGAAGACUAACCAUUAGCAAAAUUAUUGUUUUUUCUUUCCUUUGUAAUUACUAUAUGCUCUUCUUGGCAGAAAUUUUCCAGAGUUCCAUUAAAAUUGGAAAUGCAUGAGGAAGUUUAGAAAUUUAUAAAUAAAAAAAAUCCUUUGAUGGUUUUGGUUUCUCUAAUUCCUCGAUUAGUUUUAUGUUUAUUUUAGUUUGAUGUUAACGUGAUUUAACUGUUUUUGCUUUUUAUUCAGAAAAUCGAUUAAGCUUAAUUAUUGCAAUGUGGAAAAUCGCUAAGGACGGAUGGAACUAGCAACAAUAGCAACCACAAAAUUGAAGGUAAGGAAAUGUGAAAAUUAGCAUAAGUGCGUGAUACAGGAAGGCGUCUUUUGCGCAUGGAAAUUUUAGGCUGAACUGGUUUGUCACAUGAUAACUGUUGACGCGUUAGCUGACUAAGCACAGUAGUGAGUGAAAGUGUUAACUCACAUAAAGAAACUUGAAGAUUUAAACAUUUCUUUAUUUCAUACAGUACCAUCUCGAUACAGCGUACAACUGAAGAUAUUUAAACAUAAAUAUAUCUUAACAAAAAUGUUGGUACAUCACUGGAAACAACCACACAGUGAAGUGACAUAGUGAAGAGACAAGACAAAACACAUGCUUACAACAAUGCAUGCCUUACAUACAGAUUCCAUAAUGAUAUGCACGGAAUGCGUCACUUACGUUAUCUGAAAAGAAAAUAUCUGUUGUCAACACAUGACCGAAACUUAAUUCUGUUAAUUUAAUGUAUUCAGAGGAGUAACAAACCACUCCAACAAUAAAGUUGAUAAAAGUUUUGACACAUAUAUUAAGCGCUAUCUUUUAAAAUCAAAGUAUGACGGGAAAAAGAUAAAUUGACGUACUUGCGAUUUGUCAUGCAUUCCUGAUGUCUUGUAGAUGCCUUUACGCGUGGCCGUAUUAUCGGAAAGAUUGAAGAAACCGAAAAAUAACAAAUGUUGCUAAAGAGUUUGCCGUCUACAGAGUUGUUUUAAGGCUGAGGAAAUCAUUUCAAACUGAUGGAAUGAGUAGAAGACGUCAUGAAGGUUUUGUUCCAUGUACAAUUCUUGAAGAAGACAUUUUCAUAGUACCACAGACAAAAAGAAGCCGGAGCAGUACAGCCAGUCAGGUAACAAAUUAGUAUCAUGUUGCUGCUGGUACGCGAAUCUUCCGCAAAACUGUAGUCAGACACUUGCUAGCAGGAGGACUAUACACAAGCCGACCUGUUGCGUAUGCAUACCAUUGUCCAGACGUCACCAUGGAGACCAUUUGCUAUGGUGUCUUCAGCAUCCAAUAAGAGCAAAGUGAACUGGGCUUGCGCACAAUUCUCGGAAGAGAGUAGCGUGAGAUUGGUACUGCGCAUAAUCAAACAAACAUACAGGAGAAGGACAGAUAUCCAACACGUAGUAUCAUGGUUCGGGAUGGCAUUAUGACUAAUGACCGCACGCCCCUCUAUGUGCUUCCAACUUGGACUAUGACUGACCAACGCUACAUUAAUGAUAUUCUUCUGCCUCAUGUUUGCUUGUUCCAUGGUGAUGUCGGUGACAAACUUUUUAUGGACGAAAACGCAACUUGUCAUCGAACAACAGCUAUCAAGAAGUGUGUACAAUGCGAGGAUAUUCACUGCCUCAUAUGGCCAGCAUGUUCUUCAGAUCUGAAUCCUGUCACAGACCGUCGCCAAUAGCCGAUUGUGCAACUCUAGUGGGACGCAGAAAAGAAAUAGAAAUUUCUCUUGAUGUAGGAUUAAAAAGAAAGUACUAAAAUACCUUUUUGCAGUUGGCUGAUUACAAAAGAAAAAUUUAUCGCUAACAUAACGAAGGAAGUUAAAUGUCAAUUUUAGGGGUCAACACACAUGCUAAUAUGUUUUGAUAUUGAACCCCACUACGAAAAUGUAUCUGAGGGAGGUAUAAAUAGACUGGAACGACAGCAAAAUAAUGCGUCUUGUCACCGUUGCUGUCAAGACCACACCCAUUGACGCACUUCUGCUAUAUACCAAUGAAUUCCCUAUACAAUAUGAAAUAAAGAAAUCAGCUUUAAAGCUCUAUCAGAAACUAAUUCGUCUACCUCAUAGCGUUAUGCUGACCAAGUCUGAACCUCGUAUGAAGACUCAGGACGGCUAUCUUCAAGUAGUAUUAAAAGUGAUGGGUGAAUUUGAUAUACCUUCCUGGAUUGAAUCUUUGUUUCCCCCUGUCUUAAAAGUCCAAGAUUGUACAGCAGCUUUGUUCAGCGCGGGGAUGAAAACUAUCCACAAUCGUUUUCCUCUUGAUUCAUGGUUGCACAUAUAUACAGAUGGCUCAAAGCUUGAGAUAGAUGGCGCUGCCGGUGCUGGUAUUUUUUGUGAGCAUUUCUCCCUCUCUCUUUCGUUGGGAACAGCCAAGACCGCUUUUGAUAGUGAGGUUGAGGCAAUCAAAGUAGCUUUAACUCAUUUAAAUGCUCGUCCUUCUCUUUUCGAUCAAGCUGUCAUCUUCUCGGAUUCCCAAGCUGCGAUUCUGGUCAUUGCCAACUACUCUCAAGCCCCUAGCUCUUUGUCAAUAGGGAAAUGUAGAUCUUUAAUGACAGAGAUAGGUGAAAAAUAUAAAACAAUUGCCUUACAAUGGAUCCCAUCCCACUGCGGUAUCCCCGGCAACGAAAAAGCUGAUGCUCUGGCCAAAAACGGUUGCUUUGUUAAUCAAGCCCCAAAUAACUUGGUUAGCUAUAAAUCCACUUCGUUAAUGAUUAAUCAUGCAAUUAAGACAACACAUAUAUCAUUGCUAAAAGAACGAACAAAAGAAAAAUCGUGGAGAAAUGACAUCCUUAAUCUCCCCGAUUGCCCAAGAAGCAGUGCUGUAGCUGCCUUUCGUCUUGCUACCAAGCACGAUUGCUUAAACACCCAUCUUUUCCGUCUUAAAAUAGUGGAUGAUCCUGCCUGCCCCCUCUGUCGCAGUGGUGUGACGAUGAACGCUGAACCUCUUCUCAACUGUUCAGUUCCCACAAAGAACUGCAUCUACUCCCGAUACUGGGAGGCCAGAGAACUUUUGUUCAAUUUAAGUUCUUGAUUUAAUUUUUGUGUUUGAUGUUUUGCUUUUGUUUUUGUAUUUUGCAUAUUUCAUAUCUUUCUGUAUUUGUAUUUUUCUUUUCUUUUGAUCUCUGUACGGCGUUAGGAUAAUGUCUAUAUAGCCUGCUGCAUUGGAAAUAUAAAAAAAAUGACGAAAAUAAAAGUAUGAGUUUGUAAUCCUUAUCACGUGGUUUACCUUCCAGCUUUCGAAAAUCAUGAACUCAAUUCUUAUAGUGUGUGGGUCUAGUUAGCGAGAAUAAAAUAUUGUCUAGUGUUUGAA